Molecule: messenger RNA, 2493 nt
Organism: Colletotrichum siamense
Lineage: Eukaryota; Fungi; Ascomycota; Sordariomycetes; Glomerellales; Glomerellaceae
Gene: nit-4-2
Product: Nitrogen assimilation transcription factor nit-4
Exons: 5
Coding region: 1-2493 (830 amino acids)
Biological process (GO): regulation of DNA-templated transcription; DNA-templated transcription
Molecular function (GO): DNA binding; zinc ion binding; DNA-binding transcription factor activity, RNA polymerase II-specific
Source: RefSeq, a predicted model, not a curated record
AUGGAGGAGGCAUCCGGUGGCCAGUCGCAGGCCCACCCCGGCGCCGGCGCUGCCUCCUCCGUGGGGGCAUCAUCUGCUUCCGCUGCCGCCUCUUCAGCCGCCCCCGUACCUGCUUCGACUCCAGCAGCGCCUUCCGCUGCGACCCCAGCCUCUACUUCCGGUCCCGGCCAGCUAUCCAAGAGGAGAAGAGGACUGGGUGUUGUAACACCCAACGCCUGUACCGAGUGUCGGAAAAAGCGUGCCAAGUGCGACGGCCAAAAGCCAUGCGGCCGCUGUAAGGCUCAGAAAGACGUAGAGUGUGUGUACGAAAUCCCGGUUCGCCAAUCCAAGGAGCAUCUCCGGACCGAGAUCGAGCAACUGCGCCAACGUCAGCGCUCCAGUGACCAGGUCAUCGCAGCGCUGGUGCGGUCCGACAUGUGGGAAGAUGUGCUCCAGCGCCUGCGCAACGGUCAGAGCCUUGAGUCAGUAUCGGAAUGGCUUGGCGGCACCCUCCCAUCUGGCGGCGGUCCUCGGCCGUCCUUCAGCCGUCCGGCUGAGCCAUCCAGUGAAGCGAGCGGCAGCUUGAAUACACGCUCUGGAUACCCAGGAUCAGGCCCUGCCCCAAUCAGGACAAGAAACCUUGGGGGAACUGGAUCGGUGACCAUGAGUCCCAAUACAGGACAGUCGGGAUUGCGCCAGGAUCUGGACCCCAACAGUCCUUGGCACCUCUCGUCUCAUAGUCAAAGCACUAGGAGUAACUCUCAUCCUGACUUGAUGAACUGGAGUGCAGACACAAAUAGGCUCCCUCAAGGGCCCAUUGAUUCAUGGCCGGAAAGUGCUAGUAACACGGAGGCGUCUGAAGGCGGGAGGUAUCAAGGGCUUGAUCAGGUUCUCGCACCACUUGAGUUGCCUGACAUGAAGCUGCCCCCUGAGAACUGGACGAAUAUUACCGAGGACGGCUCUCUGGUUCAACACCUACUUGCCCUGUACUUCUGCUGGGAAUAUCCAACAUUCGCGUCGUUGAGCAAAGAGCACUUCCUUAGAGAUUUCCAAAACGGUAUAUCCCGAUACUGUUCGCCCAUCUUGGUCAAUGCCCUCUUGGCCUUGGGAUGCCGCUUCUCCAGCAAGUCCAGUACGCGAGCUAACCCUAGCGACCCUUACACUUCGGGCGAUCACUUUUUCAAAGAGGCGCAGCGACUCUUCUACCUCGAGGACGACCACCAUACUUUGACGACCAUCCAGGCUUUGGGGAUAAUGUCCAUACGCGAGGCUAGCUGUGGACGGGAUUCGGAAAGUUGGUACUACGCCGGUCAAAGUAUCCGUUUGGCCAUUGAGAUGGGGCUCCAUCAGCUGCAGGACGACGGAGACCAUGAUGAGUUUGCGGUUCAGGCUGCCACUUUCUGGGGCGCUUUCGCUCUAGACCACGCUUGGUCUCUGGCGACUGGCUCGCUUCCCCAAUGUUCAUGUUUCCCUCACCUGCCGCCGAAGCCCGCCAUAAUCGAUGAUAUUGAAGCGUCAUUGUGGAUUCCUUAUACCGAUGAUGGGGCGCCGCUGCAACGCUCAGCCGAGCAACCUUCCAAUGUUCGGUCCGUUUACAAGUGUUUUUGCGAACUGAGUGAGCUUGUACAUCAGAGCCUCUACAUACUCCACUCUCCAGGCAGGCCGUUGACCAGCCGUGACCUCCUCGGCAUCUACACCCAGUACCUAAAUUGGUAUGACAGGAUACCUGAAGUCCUCAGAUUGGGUCAUAAUUUCACCCCCGCUGUGCUCUUUGCGCACAUGUAUUACCAUUUUGCGAUCCUUCUCCUCUUCCGGCCGCUGAUUAAACUUCGAAUCAUUGGCUCCAAGCUACUGCCAAGAGACGUGUGCUGUCAGGCCGCAGAUGCGAUUCAGGGUCUGCUACGCUCCUACUCGCAAUUGUACACCUUGCGUCGGACACCCUCAUUUGUGCCCUACUUCGUUCUGACAUCUGCUAUUAUGCAUUUGGCCAUCGGAGCAAUAGCCCCAGCCCCGCAGAGAGACUCUGAUGAAUCAGGCGAGACAGCGCCCAAAUCAUCUGCUGGAACAUCACAUCCUCCCCGUGGCGUAGAAGCAAUCAAACAAGGCAUCCGAGAUCUGGAGGAGAUGGCGCCGUGCCAUCAUUUCGCGGAACAAGCGCUCAAUAUCCUGCGGUACCUCGCCAAGAAAUGGGGUUUGGAGGUCGACAUGGGCUCAACACCCACUUCGGAUGCCGAGUAUGCACAGCUUGCCAGGCCGUACACUAGCAGUCUGAAUUUCUUCGCGCCAAAUGUCCUCGAAGACGACUUCAUCUGCGUGUGGGGAGGCGGCCUUGGCAGCGGUGAGGCGAUGGAAUCGAAGGCAGCAGCGGGAACGGGAAGUCAGGAGAGCCCGUCAGUAUCGCGAGCGGCUCAAAUCAUGGAGAAUCCUCUAUUUUGGCCAUUCCCCAUGCAAGGCCGCCCAAUGCUUCCAACCGGGCGUGAGUUGAAGGAAGCCGGAUUUGAGAGGCUUUCAUAG